This is a messenger RNA of Poecile atricapillus (Black-capped chickadee), 2440 nucleotides long. It is a transcript of the gene GIMD1, whose product is annotated as GIMAP family P-loop NTPase domain containing 1. Gene Ontology annotation, molecular function: GTP binding. The coding region runs from base 1 to 663 and encodes 220 amino acids. The transcript has 2 exons. Lineage: Eukaryota; Metazoa; Chordata; Aves; Passeriformes; Paridae. The record is from RefSeq and is a predicted model, not a curated record.
AUGGCAGACAGCAAUGAGAUGACCAUCAACCUUGUUGUCCUUGGAAAACCUCAGAGUGGCAAAAGUGCUGCUGGGAACAGCCUGUUGGGCAGCUCAGACUUCGAGAGCCAUCUCUCCCCCAGCUCUGUGACUACGUGCUGUAGCCUCGGACGCAGUGGACGCAUUUUGGGGCUCAUACGAAGAAACGGCUGCGAGUCAGCUCUCCGUGUUCAAGUACUAGACACUCCAAGCUACCCUCACAGUGCUCUGAGCAAAGAGCAAGUGAGGGACACAGUGACAGCAGCCCUGGCUCAGCACUAUGGGGAGCAAGGCCUGCACUUGGCUCUCUUGGUCCUGAGGGCUGACCUGCCCCUGUUUCCAGAUGAAAGCAAUGACACAGUUCAGCUCAUCCAGGAACUUCUGGGUCCCACAUGGAAGGAUUUCACUGCAGUUCUACUUACUCAUGCAGACAAGGCAGAAGAGGCUGGAUACAGUGAGGAAACAUACUUGCAUAAUGCUUCAAGUACCCUGUUGUCACUUUUGAGUUCAGUACAGCAUAAAUAUAUUUUCCUAGACAACCAAAACAGCAUAAUUAAAGAGGAAAGAAAUAUUGUCUUAAGAAAGCUCUUGAAUUUUAUUCAAAAAAAUAAUUAUCAAGUACUACUUAAACACAGCAAGGAAUAAAAUUAGCUUUAAGAUGCUCACUUGUCUAUUUUCUAUAGUAGGUAACAUCUAACAGAAAUAAAACAGUAAAAGCCAUCAACUGGAAAACUCCACAUCCAUACCAAACACCUCUGAACACACAAUUAGAAAUAUCUCUUUAGAUUAUCAAACUACUUCCUUCCACAGAGUACCUCACACUACUGCACUCAGAAUCCUAGGUUCAACCCCAAAAUCAGAACAAGCUAGUGCUCCAAAAUCAUGCUCCCAAUAUGUGUGUAGUUACAAAUGAGAUUUUGCACUACACCAGACUGUAUAUUCCAGUUCACACAGAAUACAGAUCUGAAAGAUUAAAAUUUAAAAAUACUUUAAGGAAAAAAAAGAAAAAUAAAAAAAACAUUAAAAAUGUGCGAGCUCAGAAUCAGGGGGCCUCUUUUGCUCAAUUCUUCAAGCUUUCAGAAGUUCCUCUGAACUUCCAUUUCUAAAAAGAGCUCUCUGGUACUAAAAGCUAAGAUUUAUCUAUUGUAAAAGUAUUUCCCCGCCAUGAUUCAAGAUCAGUUAUAACUGAGUUCUUGAGCUACAAGGAUUUUAUUUAUUAAGACAUUAUUGGAUAUACAGUUUACAAGGCAAAUAAAAUGGCUUCCAUGUGCUCCAUGCUAUUCAGCAUAUUUAAAAGAAUUACUUUUGCUUAUUGCCAGAUGCAUGAAAAAUUAACAGUUUAUAGGCAUAACAAAAACUCAUUCAAAAAGAAAAUAUGUUCAUCUCCUCUUUAUGCAUGCUCCUUUUAAUUUUAUAUCAUUGUCAUUUUGUUUUCUCUCCACUCACUGGAUGAAGUUCAAAGCCUGCAAAAUUUAGAAAGGCUCAAGUUUGGUUUUAAUUUCAGCAGUUAAAAUAGUAUUUACUGUUUCAAUGGUUUUACAGCAACAAUUUAAUAUUAUAUGCAAAAAUAUCUAAAGUAUCUCUAAAUAGCUACUUAAAAAGGUUAUUGUAAAUUGAUUCAAAAUAUUUAUUUUCAUAUUACUGAAAGUAAGGAAUUAAAAUAAUUAAUUUGAUGCUAAUAGCCUAGCAACAUGACUAUUUGUACAUUACUAUAAAAUAACUCUAACUGUAAAAAUUGAAGAAGCUAUUUGUGUAAAAACCAAAGCACUUUUUGUAUAAAACAUCACUGCAUAAAAGCAGAUUAAAACAAAACCAAAACAAAUCAAUUAGUUUUAUACCCGUUUGAGCACUGGAAAUAGAUUUUUUUGGCUUGGGUGCUUUUUUGAGUUUUCUUGGGGGCUGGUUUUUUGGGGUCUGAGGUUUUUUUAGUUUUUUAUUAGUUCCAGGAAUCUCUUAUUAAUUAUUCCUUAGUCUUACCUAUAGGUUUGGAAGGAUGGACAAGACAAAAACUGUUCUAGUGAAGUGGCAGUUUUGAUCUUAAUGAAAAUUUAACAGCAUAGUUGUGGGGACAUGAAAGUGUGUGCACUUGUACAACCUAGGGCAUAAACCACCAUGGUUUAAUCUUUCAGUUACAACUGACUGCAGACUACAGAGAGAACACAGGCAAGAACAAAGGUGUAGAGGCUUAUAAUACAUCUGAAAACUGCUUGGAAAAAGAGGAGGAAAACUAUUAUAAAGAGACUAGAAGAACAAAGACAAUUGUCUUCACUAAACAAAUGCCAGUCCUGCAACUAGCACACAAGGAACACAGCAGAAUGUUUUCCUUACUUCCUUUAGCUCUUGCUAAAUAGAAGCUCUACACCUUCAAACUGUCCAGAGAAUUUACUUGCCUGCCUGUGGUCUCACCACAAACAAGCCUUGG